AUGCCGAACAGGUUCGACGAGCGCAAGAGAAAGAUCCUGGAACAGCUUGCCAUCCCGGACCAGGAAUACACCGACCUCUCGCCCAAAGGAUCUGUGGACGAAGGCGUUCGGGAGCUUUGCGAUAAGAUCAAUGGUCUUGAUGAUUAUGUGACCACGAGCAGUUGCGCAGGCCGAGUGGCGGUCUUUCUUGAGGGCGCACUCAAAUCCAACACAGCUGAAGACGGCGAGCCUGGCCCGAUGGCGAUUCAGGGCGGAAAAGGUGGCGGGCGAUGGUUGUACGUCUCCCACGAGCCCGUGGCUGCCUGUAGACUUCAAUCCGAUGGUUCGACCUAUGAAUUCUUCGGCAUUGGUAGGCAAGAUGGCCCCUCUUCCUCAGAACCACCUUCACGGUUUGUCCAUUUCAAAUUUGAGCCUAUGGUAAGUUCAAUCCGACGAUAGUGUGCCGCUAUUGGGAAGAUCCAUAGUCUACUCUCAUCAUUAGGUAAAUGCUUUCACCACCAACUCAAAUUGCUCUGCUGACUGAGUUCGAAGAUCCUCCACAUCUUGGCGUCGUCACUAGAAAGCGCACAACACGUCCAUUCAGCAGCGAUGUCUGCCGGCUUUCGUGAGAGUGGCAUCUCCGGCAUCACGGGUCCUGCGCCUACUCCCAUGGUAGCGGUGCGCACCCAGGGACUUGCCUUUGACUGCAUUGUUGCCUACGAAGACUCUCGAGGUAACAUCAAAGCCAUGGUGUCCGAAGACUACAUGCAAUCGCUCGUGACGAUAGCCAAUCAGCGAUUCGUUGUCAACAAGGAUCGGAAGGAGAGGUUUAGACGGGCACUACUUAACCUCGACUCAAAGCCAGUGGCGGAGUACAGCGAUGGCUGGGAGCCUGCCGAUGUUCGCAGAGAGCGUAAGCGGGCAGAAGGACUUCGAAGGAGAGAGGAACUGCGGCAGGGGGAGACUGAGAUGGUCCGCCGCGUGUCUGACUGUCACGAAGCUGAUUCUCCCGGUGGCCUUUUUCCCGUUGAUGCUCCUCCGUAG
Lecanosticta acicola is the source of this 1023-nucleotide messenger RNA. The record is from the annotation of a GenBank genome assembly. NCBI's taxonomy places the organism in Eukaryota, Fungi, Ascomycota, Dothideomycetes, Mycosphaerellales, Mycosphaerellaceae.